Molecule: messenger RNA, 1833 nt
Organism: Trichobilharzia szidati
Lineage: Eukaryota; Metazoa; Platyhelminthes; Trematoda; Strigeidida; Schistosomatidae
Source: the annotation of a GenBank genome assembly
GUACUAGGCGGCUUUCAUAGGUCUUCGAGCUGCGGUUUCGUUCCGCGUAUUUUGACACGUUCUGUUUGAUUCGAUGGCUAGACGAAUUCAUGUGGAUAAAGUCCCAAGGACACCCAAGGGAAAGAAUUUGGAUACCCGCAAUAUAUCUUCUGAUGAGAUUGAAUUCGAUUCAGAGAUAACCAUAAAAUCAUCUCUAGUACGUGAGUGUGAACCUGAGAAUGAUUUGUUUAAAGAGGCUGAACCAAAUGAUGAAGACGAUAAUAAACCAAAGUUUGUUGCUCGUAAAUCCAUAGAUCUCCGAAAAAUACGUUCAGAAAAAGAUAAAUGGGAAGCCAUCUGCUCCAGUCCUAUGGUGGAUUCUCGACCUCGAAGAUUGAGUUAUUCAAAAUCUUUCAGUGAAGGUGUGUUAGAUUCCAACGAUCCUAAAACUCCUAUGCGUUUACCUAAGUACAAUGACCCUAUUUCAUCUACAUCACGCCGACUGUCACGUAUAGUAAUCAAUCGUCGGUUUUCCAUGUUAGAAAUGAACCGUAAUCCUACAUUUCCUGGAAAAUCGAAUUCAGAUAACAUAAUGCCUGCUGAUGAGUGCGAAAUGCAAGAUGUGGCGGAGAAUUCAUUCACUUCAGAAGACAAGGAGAAUAUUCAACCAUCAGAGAAAAUUGCCUCACCUUCUUCUAACGAAGUAAACAAUGAAACUCUAAACAUGUCUACAGUUGAUCCUAACUCAGUCUCUGAAUUCCGUAUGCUUGCGGAUAUGGAAACAUCUCGACUACUCGCAUUAUGCGGGGAUUGGAAUUGUGUACUAUCUGAAGAAGGCGAAAAUAUGCCAGAACAGGCACGCGAUUCUGUUAGAGCAGCCGUAGGAAAGUGUGAACUUUUGUUACAGAAAAAAUUACCAUUUUUUAAAAGUUUAAUUGAAAUGGCCGAGAAAAGUGACAUUGAUGAUAACGACACACCAAAAACGGAUUUAAACGAUCUUCUUGGCUAUUGGACUUUAGUAUCUAAUGAAAUUCGUCUAUCUGAUAGUGCUUUUGAACGUCUGCGUGUUUGGCGUGAAGAAUGUAACUGGUCAGUGGAGCAGUAUCCUGUUACUCCAGCUAGAUCGCAAAUUAUUAAACGUCGUGGUCGUCCACCAAAACACGUAAAAGAUACAACGACAAUAACAACACCUCCAAAGAGAGGUAAACUGAAAAAUUCUCAACCUGUUAACAGUGAACUUGUCAACGCGAAUGAAGUAGAGAAUGCGUCAACUUCUUCAAAAUCAGACUCAGUUGUUACAAAAUCACCUAAGCUGAAGAGUACACAGAAAAAGACAGUGAAGUCUAGAUUUGCUCAGUUUUUAGAAGCUAAAAGAGCAGAAGCUGCUUCAGCUGCGACUGAGAAAAAUCCGUCUCCUCCUAAAACUAUCAUUGAUGUGCUUUCUCCACUUGGUUUACGCCCCGUCAGUGAAGUUCGUAAGGAUAAAACUAAUAACAAUAAGUAAUCAGUUACAAGAUGAAGUAGUGGAACAACUGAGAGAAAAGAAUCACAACAAUAUACUUCAGUUCUCCACCGUUUAAUCAAUAAUUUUGUGUACUUAUUCGUUUAUAAUGCUUACUGAACUCGACUAUAUCACAUUAUUACUAUGAUUAUCAUUGUUCUUACAAACAUGUAUGUAUUGUUUUGAUAUGUGGACAGUAACUCUGAUAGCUUUAUUCUUCAACAAACGUAAUGCCAAAAGUUUAUGCUUAUUUUUUUCUGUGUAUGUCUGUCUAUGUGUCUAUUCAUAACUUUAUCUUUUUGCUGUUAACAGAUAAUUUAUUGAAUAUCUUUUUACAGACGUAUACAUCAAUA